Messenger RNA from Gallus gallus (chicken), 2792 nucleotides. RefSeq names its product discoidin domain receptor tyrosine kinase 1 (gene DDR1). Gene Ontology annotation, molecular function: ATP binding; collagen binding; protein tyrosine kinase collagen receptor activity. The record is from RefSeq and is a predicted model, not a curated record. Gene Ontology annotation, biological process: protein phosphorylation; positive regulation of kinase activity; multicellular organism development. Gene Ontology annotation, cellular component: signaling receptor complex. The transcript has 17 exons. NCBI's taxonomy places the organism in Eukaryota, Metazoa, Chordata, Aves, Galliformes, Phasianidae. Bases 28 to 2652 code for a protein of 874 amino acids.
UCUGUCUCCGCAGGUCCGGGGGGGGCCAUGGGGGGGGUCCCGCUGCCCCUCCCCCUCCUGGUGCUGCUGCCGGCGGUGGGGGCGGGGCUGCAGCUGGACCUGGCCCGCUGCCGCUUUGCCCUGGGCAUGCAGGACGGUUCCAUCCCCGACAGCCGCCUCUCCGCCUCCAGCGCCUGGUCUGACUCCACCGCUGCUCAGCAUGGCCGGUUGGGUCGCAAUGACGGGGACGGCGCUUGGUGUCCCGCCGGCCCGGUGUUCCCGGACGAAGAGGAGUUCCUGGAGGUGGACCUGGGUCACCUCCACGUGGUGACGUUGGUGGGGACGCAGGGACGGCACGCCGGCGGUCACGGCAAAGAGUUUGCCAGCACCUAUCGCCUGCGGUACAGCCGCGACCGGCGCCGGUGGCUGCCAUGGCGCGACCGCUGGGGAGUCCAGGUGAUCGGUGGCAAUGAGGACCCUCAGGGGGUGGUGCUGAAGGAUCUGUCCCCCCCCCCGGUGGCGGUGGCACUGCGGGUUCACCCCCGCGCCCCCCGCGCGAUGAGCGUCUGCCUGCGGCUGGAGCUCUACGGCUGUCCGUGGGAUGCCGGGCUGCUGUCCUACACGGCGCCGCGGGGACACGCGAUGUCCCUUCACCCCGCGACCGUCGUCCUCAAUGACUCCACCUACGACGGUGACAGCGCCGGCCCGCUGCUCUAUGGGGGUCUGGGCCAGCUGGCCGAUGGGGUUUUGGGGCUGGAUGACUUCACACGGAGCCGUGAGCGACGGCUCUGGCCGGGCUAUGAUUACGUGGGCUGGCGGAGACCCCCCGGCCCCCGGCCCCAUGUGGAGCUCGAGUUUGAGUUUGAGCAGCUGCGGACGUUCCGUGCCAUGCAGGUUCACUGCAACAACAUGCACACGCGGGGGGUGAGCAUCUUCACGGCGGCGGAGUGUCGCUUCAAGCACAGCCUGGAAGCCCCCUGGGAGCCCCCCAACGCCCCCCACCACCCCGAGGGGGCAACCGGGGACCCCCGUGCCCGUUGGGUCACCGUGUCGUUAGGGGGACGCCGGGCACGCUUCGUUAAGUGUCGUUUCUUCUUUGCUGGUGAAUGGAUGCUCUUCAGCGAGGUCACCUUCGUGUCCGAUGUGGUGGAAGAAGCAAUGGGGGGCAGCGGGUGGCCCCCGGCCGCCCCCUCUGAACCCCCCCUGGAAGCCACGGCCACCAACCUCAGCACCUCGGCCCCCUGGGAGCCCAAGGCUGGGCAACCAGUGGCCAAAGAGGAUCACAACCACACGUCUAUCCUGAUUGGCUGCCUGGUGGCCAUCAUCCUGCUCCUAUUGGCUGUCAUCGUCCUCAUCCUCUGGCGGCAUCACUGGAGGAAGAUCUUGGGGAAGGCGCAGCGCCGACCAUCGGAAGAGGAGCUGAGGGUGCAGCUGUCGGUGCCGGGUGACACCGUUGUCAUCAACAACACCACGGGGGUGGGCCGGGGGCCGCCACGCUAUGAGAGGAUCCCACCCGGCCCGGGGGAGUACCAGGAGCCCACCCGGCCCCCCCUGCCCCCCGUGCCCCCCGUGCCGGCACCCUUCGCCAACCCGGCCUAUCGCCUGCUGCUGGCCACCUACGCUCAGCCAAUGGGAGGGCUCGCCUGCACCCCGCCCGACGGAGCCAAGCCAAUCAACACCGACGGUGCAAUGGAGCCCGAGGUGGGGGCGGGGGCCUACGCUGAAGCUGACGUCACCGGAGGCUCCGCCUACGCCCUGGCUGGCCCCGCCCCCUUCCAUGGCCCCGCCCCCAGCCCCGCCCUCCCCGCCUUCCCCCGCGGCCUCCUCCGCUUCCGGGAGAAGUUGGGGGAGGGGCAGUUCGGAGAGGUGCUGCUGUGCGAAGUUGAGGACCCCCAGGAGCUGCCCCCCACCUCCCGGCCCCCCGAACUGCCCCACGGCCGCCCCCUAUUGGUGGCCGUCAAAGUGCUGCGCCCCGACGCCACCAAGAAUGCCAGGAGGGACUUCCUGCAGGAGGCACGCACCCUGGGCCGCCUGCGGGACCCCAACAUCGUGCGGCUCCUGGGGGUUUGCUCGGGGGAGGGGGGACCCCUCUGCAUCAUCACGGAGUAUAUGGAGCACGGCGACCUGCACCGCUUCCUGGGGGGGCCCUGCGGACCCACCCUCAGCCUCCGCACGCUGCUCCACGUGGGGGCUCAGAUCGCUUCCGGGAUGCGGUUCCUUUCCCGGCUGAACUUCGUGCACCGGGACCUGGCGACCCGGAACUGCCUGGUGGGCGACGGCUUCACCGUCAAAGUGGCCGAUUUCGGCAUGAGCCGCCACCUCUACGGGGCUCAUUAUUACCGCGUGAGGGGCAGAGCGCUGCUGCCCAUCCGCUGGAUGGCCUGGGAGUGCAUCCUGCUGGGCACCUUCACCCCCGCCAGCGACGCGUGGGCUUUUGGGGUGACGCUGUGGGAGGUGCUGACGCGGUGCCGGGAGCAGCCCUAUGGGGCACUGAGUGACGAGCAGGUGAUCGCCAACGCCGGCCGGCACUGCCGGGGCCAUGGGGAGUUCCUGCCGUGCCCCCCCGGCUGCCCCCCGGCGCUGCACGCGGUGAUGCGGCGCUGUUGGGCGCGCGAUGCGGCGGAGCGGCCGUCCUUCGGCGUCCUGCACCGCCUGCUGCGCGAGCUGGGAUGAGCCUUCGGCCUCGGCGAGCUUCCUCUUCCUCCUCCGCUUCCGCCUCCACUUCCCCUUCCGCCUCCGACACUUCCUCCUCCUCCACGUCCUCCUCUUCUUCCUCCUCCUCCACUUCCUUCUCCUCCUCUUCCUCCUCUUCU